Molecule: messenger RNA, 435 nt
Organism: Cooperia oncophora
Lineage: Eukaryota; Metazoa; Nematoda; Chromadorea; Rhabditida; Trichostrongylidae
Source: the annotation of a GenBank genome assembly
AUGCUGCAUGAUCUACUCUUCAUGCUGGUGAUAUCGGGAAAGGCCAUAUUUGCCGAGCCGUCUUGUGAGUAUAACGCAAACCAACGAAAAAGUAUAUUAAGGGAUCUGCUUGAAGACUACGAUAAAACUAUGGUGCCGUCAAAUAACUCGGUUCAAGUCAAUGUGGAGUUGACCGUUCAGGACAUCUCUUCAAUAUCAGAAAUAUCCAGCUCGUUCGUUGCCGAUGUAUGGUUUAGUCAAGUAUGGGAGGAUCCACGAUUGCAAUAUAGGAAUAUUUCCUGUAAAUCGAAUCUUUCACUGGACAGUUACGUUAGCGAACGUUUAUGGACACCGAAUGUCUGUUUCGUGAACAGUAAAAGUACUCAAGUUCAUCGCUCACCAGCUUCAAAUAUAUUGCUCAUCAUAUACCCCAAUGGUAAGAUUUCAAAGAUAUAA